Messenger RNA from Olea europaea var. sylvestris, 1135 nucleotides. RefSeq lists its product as uncharacterized. The record is from RefSeq and is a predicted model, not a curated record. NCBI's taxonomy places the organism in Eukaryota, Viridiplantae, Streptophyta, Magnoliopsida, Lamiales, Oleaceae. Bases 227 to 859 code for a protein of 210 amino acids. The transcript is spliced from 3 exons.
GCGGGGGGAAUUACACGACAAGCCUUCUCUAUUUGACCAAAUACCUCCGCGUGUAAAUUUCCAUGUUAUUGUCCAGAAAUACCGAACCUCGGCCGGCAUUUAGGAUUCCAUCUUCUACAUUUUUCCUCUUUUUUUUUAAGCCUUUUCCCCUCAAUUCUCCCUUCAUUUUCUCCAGAUUCCAGCCCACAAAACACUCAGUUACAAUUUUCCCAGCUCCCAGAAACAGAUGGGAUUCUCUAAAUUAGAAGAGAAAACAAAGAGAAUUCUAAGAUGGAUCAAAACUCUUUUCUUCUUGAUUACCAUGUUAAUGUCUCUACUCUUAUUCUCAGCACCAAUUUUUUUAGCCAUUGCCGACGCCCUUCUCCCGUCGGCCAUAUUAUCGGCUUCUCUUUCUUCCUCAAAACUUACCCUGCAAACCCUUUCUUCGUAUCUAAAAAACUACGACUUCCGGUACUCACUCAUUGAUAUUCCUCUCAUUUCCAUCGUUCGAUCAGCUCUUAUAUUAUGUGUUUAUAGUUUUUGCGACGGUCCGAGACUUUCAAGAGGGCCAUACUUGGGAAUUGCUACAGUGUGUUCAGUUUCAUCAUUGGUGUUUGUAUCAUUGAAGGCUUCGUAUGUGUUUAGCAGCAAUUUGAGGAUCCAUGGAGGACCGCCUGAUCAAGCCAUGGAAUUGGCUUUGUUCGUUUGCUCAUUUGCUAUGGCCAUGGCGCAUGUCGGCGCGGCGUACCGGAUUAGUUGCAGAGAAAGAAGAAAGCUUCUUGUAUACAAAAUUGAUAUUGAAGCUGUAUCCGCAUGCAAGAAUGGAUUUCCAAGAUAUCAAAAAGUAAUCCAAAAAGGAUUAGACAAGUGCAAUUCCUAGUUUCCUUGCAGAACAUGGACAGGGUUUUUUACUGGUUUAUUCAAAGGUGAUUUGUUGCUUGAUGGUGAAGGAGUUUAGCGAUACACAGGCUGUUAAAAAAAAAAAAAAGGUCCCAUUUUUUUGUACUUAUAUAUAUAUAAAUAUUUAGGUUCAUUUGUACCUGUCGCAGUACAGAGGUUGGCAUGGGAGUGACCACCAUUUUGUGGCCCUAAAAUGUCAAUACAUUGUUUCAUUACUUGCAAUGAAUUCGAGAAUUGCUAUAGGUCUUUUAUACGA